Cantharellus anzutake is the source of this 801-nucleotide messenger RNA. RefSeq lists its product as uncharacterized. The record is from RefSeq and is a predicted model, not a curated record. The transcript is spliced from 7 exons. Lineage: Eukaryota; Fungi; Basidiomycota; Agaricomycetes; Cantharellales; Hydnaceae. The coding region runs from base 1 to 801 and encodes 266 amino acids.
AUGCAAGGAAAGAGGAUAGAAGAGGCACUGCAGAUGUGUGGCACAAGGAAUGUUUUUGGUUGGGGGCGGUAUUUCGAACCUGAGCGCAAUAUGGUGGCGUACCAUUGCAUGCAAGCUGCUCACCGGAUCUCAUUACGUGGUGGUUGGGUCAGUUCGUGGGUGUUGCUGAAGACCAUCUUCCGAUGUGUCGGAGGCAGCAGCGCUGCAGCAGUUGGAAUGGGUGAAUCUCUACGCGCGACUCAUUCACUCAUUUCUCAUGGGGCGCUGGAGUGCCUCCAAGUUUUGAGGGGCGACACGGACGACUCCACACGCUUUCUACAGCUUUAUGACCGUGUUGAAAAACCUCUGCAAACAUUCACAAAUCCGUUUGUUGGCGUGAUCAGUCCACGCAUGCGAUAUACGACUUUCCCCGUGCGCCCCGGAUUCAAUGUCAACAGUAGGGAUGGCAAGAACUGUCAUGCCACAGUACAUGAUGAGGAACGUGGUGGGGAAAAGCUAGGACUGAGGACACAGAAUCGCCACGUUCGUGAGGGUGGAUAUUGGCGCACUUGCUUGUGCCAUCGCCCAAUCCAGUGGGUUGAGCAGUGCCUCUUAGCGCCGUGCACCAAGAAAGGGGUUUCUGGCGAUGUAUCUGGACUCCACUCCACAGGAACAAAUGCCAAAGCACUAGGAAUUGCACGUCCUACGGUAGCCCUCCAGUGUCCCCUGCAUCUCCAAGAGAAGCGCCCGAAAGAAUGUGACAACGACGAACAUCAGGCAAUAUCUAGGGACCGGGUCCAGCUCAUUUGUCCCGGCUAUUAG